Messenger RNA from Serpula lacrymans var. lacrymans S7.9, 852 nucleotides. Its product is annotated as putative 1,4 benzoquinone reductase. Bases 1 to 786 code for a protein of 261 amino acids. The transcript has 5 exons. Gene Ontology annotation, molecular function: NAD(P)H dehydrogenase (quinone) activity; FMN binding. Lineage: Eukaryota; Fungi; Basidiomycota; Agaricomycetes; Boletales; Serpulaceae. The record is from RefSeq and is a predicted model, not a curated record.
AUGUGUUUCCCUGGCAAGCGGCAGAAGGACACCUUCGCCGAGCCCAAACCCACACAGAUAGAUACAAAAGCUCAGGCAACUGAUCCUGAACCCACACCGUUUAUUCCCGCCCCUUCUGCUGUACCAGAACUUACCCUACAAGACUCCUCGCCGCCUAGCACCAUGCCUGCACCAAGAGUAGCCAUCGUCAUCUAUUCCCUCUAUGGGCACAUCGCUAAGCUCGCUGAAUCUGUCAAGAGCGGUAUCAGCAAUGCUGGUGGAAGCGCUACCAUAUAUCAGAUUCAGGAAACUCUCUCCGAGGAUAUCCUGAAGCUUGUCAGAGCACCACCCAGACCUGACUACCCUAUUCUCCUCCCUGAUGACAUGGUCAACUUUGACGCCUUCCUCUUCGGCGUUCCCACCCGGUAUGGUAAUUUCCCAGUACAGUGGAAGGCUUUCUGGGAUGCUACCGGCCCCCUCUGGAGCAAGAGUCUUCUAGCAGGCAAGAUGUAUGGUGUCUUCGUCUCUACAGGUACACAAGGUGGAGGACAGGAGAUAACUAUCGCUACCACCCUCUCGACGUUCGUCCACCACGGUAUGAUCUAUGUACCGCUCGGUUACAAGCACACCUUCCCACAGCUGAGUGACUUGACUGAGGUCCACGGAGGUUCUUCAUGGGGUGCUGGUACCUUCGCAGGAACGGAUGGCUCCCGCCAACCCAGCGCACUGGAGAGUGAAAUCGCUUCUAUUCAGGGCAAAUCGUUCUGGGAAAUUGUUGCUCAAUACCAUGGUCACAAGUCUUCUUGAUUGUGAUACACUUCAUUCAAUAGCUACGCCGGUUCAGAGUAAUUGUAAUAAAUUAUUUACACAUAU